Molecule: messenger RNA, 6763 nt
Organism: Cercocebus atys (sooty mangabey)
Lineage: Eukaryota; Metazoa; Chordata; Mammalia; Primates; Cercopithecidae
Gene: ATP8B2
Product: ATPase, aminophospholipid transporter, class I, type 8B, member 2
Exons: 28
Coding region: 818-4588 (1256 amino acids)
Biological process (GO): Golgi organization; phospholipid translocation
Cellular component (GO): plasma membrane
Molecular function (GO): ATPase-coupled intramembrane lipid carrier activity; ATP hydrolysis activity; magnesium ion binding
Source: RefSeq, a predicted model, not a curated record
GUGGAGACCCUGGCUGGGGGCCCUGGAGGAGGGCUUAGCAUCUCUAAAAUAUGGAUGAGGUUUUUCUUCCUGAGCCAGGCACCCUGGCCUGCCAUAGUUGGAGAAGGUCAGGGAUGAAAAGGACUUCUGGUUUUCAGGAUUGCCUGACCUGGUGUAAGGGCGGGAUCUGAGCUAGCGCAGGGAGAACUGGUGUGGGUGACUAGGCCAUGGGCAGAGUCUGUAAUUACAGAGGUUGGCCAGACAGGCAAUUAGUAUCUCUUGGGGCUGACAGGCUGGUGGGGUAUGCCUGGUAGGCUAGAGGCAAAGGGAACCAAAGAGGAUGAGCAGGUGAAAGGCCUUCCACCCAGAAAAGGAAAGAGGAGGUGACUGGCUGGCAGUUUCCUUUGGGCCAGGCUGGGGAGUAAGGAUAAGGCUCUGCCUUGUAAGGCCAGGCCUUGAACCUUUUGGGAGAAAGAAAGGACAUGGGAAGGUGGAAGCAGGCGGAGGCCUGUCUCACUGGUGCUCCCUGAACCUGCAUCCUGUGCCAUACUGACUGGACUAGGCUUGGGGUGGGAUGGAGGGAGGGGCAAACUCCCCACCAGGGUUGGGAAGACCCCUCUGGCAGCCCAGAAGGGUGGCUGACCCAGGCUGAAGGGAAGCUGUUUGGGGACUGUGCAGAGAGUGAGGGCCAUACCUCUAAUGUGAGCUCCCCUGGAGGAGGUGAUGAUGGAAGCCCUAGUAAUGGGGGGUGGGGAUGGCAGGGAACUUAUAAGCCUUUCGAGAAGGGUGGAGCCUGCCCACCCUAUUUCCUGAUGCCCUGCCAGGUGUUUCCUGGCUUAUGUUCCCUCCACCCCACCCUUUGGGGAAACUGCUUUCUAGUAAGCACAAGCACUACUCAUUGCCACCAGAACACAUGAGAACCUCCAUUGUCCCUGGGAUGGAUACCUUGAGAGCUGUGCCCCUUUUUUCAAUAUCUGGCCUCUUCUCCUUUCCCUACAGGGUCUCCCAUGGGAUUGCUGGGACCUUGCUGGGUGAGAUGGCACUGUGUGCAAAAAAGCGCCCCCCAGAAGAAGAAAGGAGGGCGCGGGCUAAUGACCGAGAAUACAAUGAGAAAUUCCAGUAUGCGAGUAACUGCAUCAAGACCUCCAAGUACAAUAUUCUCACCUUCCUGCCUGUCAACCUCUUUGAGCAGUUCCAGGAAGUUGCCAACACUUACUUCCUGUUCCUCCUUAUUCUGCAGUUGAUCCCACAGAUCUCUUCCCUGUCCUGGUUCACCACCAUUGUGCCUUUGGUUCUUGUCCUCACCAUCACAGCUGUUAAAGAUGCCACUGAUGACUAUUUCCGCCACAAGAGUGAUAACCAGGUGAAUAACCGCCAGUCUCAGGUGCUGAUCAAUGGAAUCCUCCAGCAGGAGCAGUGGAUGAAUGUCUGUGUUGGUGAUAUUAUCAAGCUAGAAAAUAACCAGUUUGUGGCGGCGGAUCUCCUUCUCCUUUCCAGCAGUGAGCCCCAUGGGCUGUGUUACAUAGAGACAGCAGAACUUGAUGGUGAGACCAACAUGAAAGUACGUCAGGCGAUUCCAGUCACCUCAGAAUUGGGAGACAUCAGUAAGCUUGCCAAGUUUGAUGGUGAAGUGAUCUGUGAACCUCCCAACAACAAACUGGACAAAUUCAGCGGAACCCUCUACUGGAAGGAAAACAAGUUCCCCCUGAGCAACCAGAACAUGCUGCUGCGGGGCUGUGUGCUGCGAAACACCGAGUGGUGCUUCGGGCUGGUCAUCUUUGCAGGUCCUGACACUAAGUUGAUGCAAAACAGCGGCAGAACAAAGUUCAAAAGAACGAGUAUUGAUCGCCUAAUGAAUACCCUGGUGCUCUGGAUUUUUGGAUUCCUGGUUUGCAUGGGGGUGAUCCUGGCCAUUGGCAAUGCCAUCUGGGAGCACGAGGUGGGGAUGCGCUUCCAGGUCUACCUGCCGUGGGAUGAGGCAGUGGACAGUGCCUUCUUCUCUGGCUUCCUCUCCUUCUGGUCCUACAUCAUCAUCCUCAACACCGUUGUGCCCAUUUCACUCUACGUCAGUGUGGAGGUCAUCCGUUUGGGCCACAGCUACUUCAUCAACUGGGAUAAGAAGAUGUUCUGCAUGAAGAAGCGGACGCCUGCAGAAGCCCGCACCACCACUCUAAACGAGGAGCUGGGCCAGGUGGAGUACAUCUUCUCCGACAAGACGGGCACCCUCACUCAGAACAUUAUGGUUUUCAACAAGUGCUCCAUCAAUGGCCGCAGCUACGGUGAUGUGUUUGAUGUCCUGGGACACAAAGCUGAAUUGGGAGAGAGGCCUGAACCUGUCGACUUCUCCUUCAAUCCUCUGGCUGACAAGAAGUUCUUAUUUUGGGACCCCAGCCUCCUGGAGGCUGUCAAGAUCGGGGACCCCCACACACAUGAGUUCUUCCGCCUCCUUUCCCUGUGUCAUACUGUCAUGUCAGAAGAAAAGAACGAAGGAGAGCUGUACUACAAAGCUCAGUCCCCAGAUGAGGGGGCCCUGGUCACUGCAGCCAGGAACUUUGGUUUUGUUUUCCGCUCUCGCACCCCCAAGACGAUCACCGUCCAUGAGAUGGGCACAGCCAUCACCUACCAGCUGCUGGCCAUCCUGGACUUCAACAAUAUCCGCAAGCGGAUGUCAGUCAUAGUGCGGAAUCCAGAGGGGAAGAUCCGACUCUACUGCAAAGGGGCUGACACUAUCCUGCUGGACAGACUGCACCACUCCACUCAAGAGCUGCUCAGCACCACCACGGACCACCUUAAUGAGUACGCAGGGGAAGGGCUGAGGACCCUGGUGCUGGCCUACAAGGAUCUGGAUGAAGAGUACUAUGAGGAGUGGGCUGAGCGACGCCUCCAGGCCAGCCUGGCCCAGGACAGCCGGGAGGACAGGCUGGCUAGCAUCUACGAGGAGGUUGAGAACAACAUGAUGCUGCUGGGUGCAACGGCCAUUGAGGACAAGCUUCAGCAAGGGGUUCCAGAGACCAUUGCCCUCCUGACGCUGGCCAAUAUCAAGAUUUGGGUGCUAACCGGAGACAAGCAAGAGACGGCUGUGAACAUCGGCUAUUCCUGCAAGAUGCUGACGGACGACAUGACCGAGGUGUUCAUAGUCACUGGCCAUACUGUCCUGGAGGUGCGGGAGGAGCUCAGGAAAGCCCGGGAGAAGAUGAUGGAUUCAUCCCGCUCCGUAGGCAACGGCUUCACCUACCAGGAGAAGCUUUCUUCUUCCAAGCUAACUUCUGUCCUGGAGGCCGUUGCUGGGGAGUACGCCCUGGUCAUCAAUGGUCACAGCCUGGCCCACGCACUGGAGGCGGACAUGGAGCUGGAGUUUCUGGAGACAGCAUGUGCCUGCAAAGCUGUCAUCUGCUGCCGGGUGACCCCCUUGCAGAAGGCCCAGGUGGUAGAACUGGUCAAGAAGUACAAGAAGGCUGUGACGCUUGCCAUUGGAGAUGGAGCCAAUGAUGUCAGCAUGAUCAAAACGGCUCACAUUGGUGUGGGCAUCAGUGGGCAGGAAGGGAUCCAGGCUGUCUUGGCCUCCGACUACUCCUUCUCCCAGUUCAAGUUCCUGCAGCGCCUUUUGCUGGUGCAUGGGCGCUGGUCCUACCUGCGAAUGUGCAAGUUUCUUUGCUAUUUCUUCUACAAAAACUUUGCUUUCACCAUGGUCCACUUCUGGUUUGGCUUCUUCUGCGGCUUCUCAGCCCAGACCGUCUAUGACCAGUAUUUCAUCACCCUGUAUAACAUCGUGUACACCUCCCUGCCAGUCCUGGCUAUGGGGGUCUUUGAUCAGGAUGUCCCUGAGCAGCGGAGCAUGGAGUACCCUAAGCUGUAUGAGCCGGGCCAGCUGAACCUUCUCUUCAACAAGCGGGAGUUCUUCAUCUGCAUCGCCCAGGGCAUCUACACCUCCGUGCUCAUGUUUUUCAUUCCCUACGGGGUGUUUGCCGAUGCCACCCGGGAUGAUGGCACCCAGCUGGCUGACUACCAGUCCUUUGCAGUCACUGUGGCCACAUCCCUGGUCAUUGUGGUUAGCGUGCAGAUUGGGCUGGACACAGGCUACUGGACGGCCAUCAACCACUUCUUCAUCUGGGGCAGCCUUGCUGUUUACUUUGCCAUCCUCUUUGCCAUGCACAGCAAUGGGCUCUUCGACAUGUUUCCCAACCAGUUCCGGUUCGUGGGGAAUGCCCAGAACACCUUGGCCCAGCCCACGGUGUGGCUGACCAUUGUGCUUACCACGGUCGUCUGCAUCAUGCCCGUGGUUGCCUUUAGAUUCCUCAGGCUCAACCUGAAGCCGGAUCUCUCUGACACGGUCCGCUACACGCAGCUGGUGAGGAAGAAGCAGAAAGCCCAGCACCGCUGCAUGCGGCGGGUUGGCCGCACGGGCUCCCGGCGCUCCGGCUAUGCCUUCUCCCACCAGGAGGGCUUCGGGGAGCUCAUCAUGUCUGGCAAGAACAUGCGGCUGAGCUCCCUCGCGCUCUCCAGCUUCACCACCCGCUCCAGCUCUAGCUGGAUUGAGAGCCUGCGCAGGAAAAAGAGUGACAGUGCCAGUAGCCCCAGUGGCGGUGCCGACAAGCCUCUCAAGGGCUGAAGGCCGAAGAUGGAUGCCCUGUGCCAGUGACCAGAGCACUCAGGGCUGGCCAGUCACUGAGGGAACAGUGUCUCGGAACUGCUGGUCCUCACUCCUUGCCUCCUGUCCACCCGGUAGACUCUGUCCUGCUGGUCCCACCACACAUGGCUGGGACAUCCGUUCCCAGCUGCAGGCCCUUCCAUCAGCUGGGGAGCUAGAGGGAGCAGACCCAAGGGCAGAGCAGAGGCUGAGGCACAGGGAGCCAGCCCCAGUUGGGGACCAGAUGUGGAACCAAAAACAAGAAAAAACUGUGAGAGAUUGCGUCUGCCCCUGCCCUGCUUGGGACCCACAGGGAGACUAUAAUCUCCUUAUUUUUUUACUCCUACUCCCCAGAGGGGCCCUAGUGCCUCUGUUCCUGAAUUACACAAGAAUGUACCAUGCCGGGAAGCCAGAGACCUGCGGGGGCCUCGGCCCCUCACAUUGUGUAUGUCUCUCCUUGAUUUGUGUUGUGUCCAGUUUGGUUUUGUCUUUUUUAUUUGGCAAGUGGAGGAGGCUUUUAUGUGACUUUUAUGUUGUGGUUGGUGUCUUAACUCUCCUGGGAAGAGGAGGCUGGCACACACUGGGAUGCCGCAGCCUGGCCGGCUGUGGGGUGGUUUGGGAGGAUCCAUGUCAGCUCUCCCUGCAGUGACCAGUGCUCUGUGGGACAGAGGAGCUGACCAGGGAGGGAGGUACCCAUCAGCAGAGGGUGGUGGGAGAGUGUAAAGGAGGGUUUGGUCCUGUCUGCUUCCUCACCUUGAGAGUAAAGUGCUGCCCUCUGCCCCUAACACACAUACAUAUCAAUUCCUGGAUUCCUUAGUCCUGCUGGCCUUGGGCUGGAGCCUAGGAAAGUGGCCCCCAAAUCCUUAGUGAGCUAAAGCUGGGUCUGAAAUUUGGUCGGUGGGGAGGGGUAGUUUUCUUUUCUUUUUUCUUUUUCUUUUUUUUUUGAGAUGGAGUCUCACUCUUGUCAUCCAGGCAAGAGUGCAAUGGCACGAUCUCGGCUCACUGCAACCUCCGCCUCCUGGGUUCAAGCGAUUCUCCUGCCUCAACCUCCUGAGUAGCUGGGAUUACAGGCGCACACCACCACGCUCGGCUAAUUUUUGUAUUUUUAGUAGAGAUGGGGUUUCACCAUGUUGGCCAGGCUGGUCUCAAACUCCUGACCUCGUGAUCUGCCCACCUCAGCCGCCCAAAGUGCUGAGAUUACAGGCGUGAGCCACCAUGCCCAGCUAGGGGAGGGGUAGUUUUCUUUGAUUUUAAAUUUAAACCCAAGUUUAUUGGCAGACUCCCUUUUGACCUCCCUUUGCCUCCCCAUCUGGUGCUUUCUUGCACCUACACCCCAGGGCCCUGUGGUGGGGCUACAGGGGGAAACUGUGCACCUGAGAUGAGGCUGGAACAGGAAUCGGCCUCUCUGCUCCCUUCAGUAAGCAAGGAGCCCUGCCCCUCAGGCCCAGCCUCUGGCAGGAGGUGGUGGAGUCCUUGUGCCAGGUAGUAGAGGAGGAGAAGGGCAAAACCAGGCCCAGGCCAGCGCCUGGCUUGGUCUGGAUGGGACACUGUCGGAGUUUGGCCACAGCCUGUCCUUUACUUCGUCCACACCUGUGAAGCUAUUCCCUAAAUAAGGUAUUGCCCAAGUUAGUCGCUACCUAAUCAGCCUUGAGAAGAAUCCUUUCCUCUUCUUUGGUAGUGGGUCGGGGGAUACUUCAGGAAUGGUGUGGAGCUGGGAGUGGGUAGGGGGAUUUUAAAUGUUCCAUGUGGGAGCCCCGAAGGAACUGGAGGGGCUGCAGUGAGGUGGGGGUGGGUGGGCAGGGAAUGGGAGAGGGGAAGUCUUGGCAGGGAAAUCCCUUUUGGCCACACAGUUUACAAACCCAGUAUCAUGUCUGUCUGUGUGUCUCUCAAGGUGAGAGUCUGAUUUUUAUACCAAAGAGGAAAUGAUUUUUUUUCAUAUUUUGUUUGUCUAUAUUAUAUAAAUAUAUAUAUACAGUUAUAUAUAUAUAUAUUAUUUUUUGGUUCUCUCUCGUUUUUUAGGGAGGGAAGAAAGUACCAAGUUGCAUUGAGCUGUAAUUAAGGAACAUUAUAAUUUAUGACACAUUUCUAUACUUGCAAAAAUUAUAUCAUUUUAUGGAUAUAAGAGAAAAUGCCUUUUUAUAAAAUUUCAAUUUCUGA